CGAGCUGCGCGCGCGUCCGGGCGAGCCUCCCCGGGCCCGGCGCCAUGUAGCGGCCCCGCGGCCCGGAGGCCGCCCCGCGGCGGGGAUGAAGGGACGCGGCUGCUGGGAGACGGCCUCGGUGCGCUCCUUCUGCAGCUCGGGCUGCCUGAAUAAAUUUAAGAAGGAUGACUCUGGAGACGACGAGGAGGCCUCCUCGCCCGCGGACAAGAGCGAGCUCCAGCACACCCUCCGGAACCUCUCCCUGAAGCUCGACGACCUGAGCACCUGCAGCGAGCUCAUCGGCAAGCAUGGGGCGGCACUGCAGCGCUCGCUGAACGAGCUCGACGGCCUCAAGGUCCCGCCGGACAGCAGCGAGAAGCUGAAGGUGGUGAACGAGCGGGCCACGCUCUUCCGCAUCACCUCCAAUGCUAUGAUCAAUGCCUGCAGGGACUUCCUGGAGCUGGCAGAGUCUCAUAGCCGGAGAUGGCAGCGCGCGCUGCAGUAUGAGCAGGAGCAGCGGGUGCACCUGGAGGAGACCAUCGAGCAGCUGGCCAAGCAGCACAACAGCCUAGAGCGCGCCUUCCGCAGCGCCCCUGGCCUGGCCGCCAGCCCCGGCCAGAGCUUCAGCAAGGGAAGUCUCUUAACUUCCAAAGGAGAGGACAGUGAGGAAGAUGAAGAUACCGAGUACUUCGACGCCAUGGAAGACGCCACAUCCUUCAUCACCGUGAUCACCGAGGCCAAGGAGGACAGAAAAACUGAGGGUGAGACGGAGACCGACCCAGAUGACUGGAGCUCAUCAGACAAUGUGCUGGAUGGUGCCUCACUUGUGCCCAAGCCCCGUCCCAAAGUCAAGAGACGCGUCAGCAUCCCCGACAAACCCAACUACAGCCUCAACCUCUGGAGCAUCAUGAAGAACUGCAUUGGCCGGGAGCUCUCCAAGAUCCCUAUGCCGGUGAACUUUAACGAGCCCCUGUCCAUGCUCCAGCGGCUGACCGAGGACCUGGAGUACCACGACCUGCUGGACAAGGCAGUGCACUGCACCAGCUCCAUGGAGCAGAUGUGCCUGGUGGCCGCCUUCUCCGUGUCCUCCUACUCCACCACUGUGCACCGCAUCGCCAAGCCCUUCAACCCCAUGCUCGGAGAGACCUACGAGCUGGACCGGCUGGAGGACAUGGGCCUGCGCUCCCUGUGCGAGCAGGUGAGCCACCACCCGCCCUCGGCCGCGCACUACGUGUUCUCGAGGCACGGCUGGUCCCUCUGGCAGGAGAUCACCAUCGCCAGCAAGUUCCGGGGGAAAUACCUCUCCAUCAUGCCUCUGGGUGCCAUCCACUUAGAAUUCAAGGCCAGCGGGAAUCACUAUGUGUGGAGGAAGAGCACCUCGACCGUGCAUAACAUCAUCGUGGGCAAGCUCUGGAUUGACCAGACAGGGGAUGUGGAGAUUGUGAACCAUAAGACCAAGGACCGAUGCCAGCUCAAGUUCCUGCCCUACAGCUACUUCUCCAAAGAGGUUGCCCGGAAGGUGUCAGGUGUGGUGAGCGACGGCCACGGCAAGGCCCACUACGUGCUGUCCGGCUCGUGGGAUGAGCAGAUGGAGUGCGCCAAGAUCGUGCAGAGCAGCGCCAGCAGCACCACCGUGGAGGGGAGGCAGAAGACGGUGUACCAGACGCUGCCCGCCAAGCUGCUGUGGAAGAAAUACCCGCUGCCGGAGAACGCGGAGAAUAUGUACUACUUCUCGGAGCUGGCCCUGACGCUCAAUGAGCAGGAGGAGGGCGUGGCGCCCACCGACAGCCGCCUGCGGCCGGACCAGCGGCUGAUGGAGAGGGGGCACUGGGACCAGGCCAACGUGGAGAAGCAGCGGCUCGAGGAGAAGCAGCGCAUCUCGCGGCGUCGGCGGCUCGAGUCCUGCUCCCAGGGCUGCGGCUCCGAGGAAGCAGAAAAGGAGACGGAUCUGUACGUGCCGCUGUGGUUUGAGAGGAAGCUGGACCCGCUGACCGGAGAGAUGGCCUUCAUGUACAAAGGCGGCUACUGGGAGGCCAAGGAGAGGCAGGACUGGCACAUGUGCCCCAACAUCUUCUGAGCACCACCCCUUCCUGCAAAUAGAGGUGCCUGCACAGCCUGGUCCACCUUUUCUUGAGUGCACCACUUGAGUACUCCACACCAUCCCCGCCCCCCCC
Molecule: messenger RNA, 2153 nt
Organism: Sorex fumeus (smoky shrew)
Lineage: Eukaryota; Metazoa; Chordata; Mammalia; Eulipotyphla; Soricidae
Gene: OSBP2
Product: oxysterol binding protein 2
Exons: 13
Coding region: 86-2056 (656 amino acids)
Cellular component (GO): membrane; intracellular membrane-bounded organelle; cytosol
Molecular function (GO): cholesterol binding
Source: RefSeq, a predicted model, not a curated record